Branchiostoma belcheri (Belcher's lancelet) is the source of this 1538-nucleotide messenger RNA. RefSeq names its product cyclin-O-like. Gene Ontology annotation, molecular function: cyclin-dependent protein serine/threonine kinase regulator activity. Gene Ontology annotation, biological process: regulation of cyclin-dependent protein serine/threonine kinase activity; mitotic cell cycle phase transition. Bases 172 to 1104 code for a protein of 310 amino acids. Gene Ontology annotation, cellular component: nucleus; cytoplasm; centrosome. The record is from RefSeq and is a predicted model, not a curated record. Lineage: Eukaryota; Metazoa; Chordata; Leptocardii; Amphioxiformes; Branchiostomatidae. The transcript is spliced from 6 exons.
CGAGACAGGACGAUCGUCUGCCAGACUGAGCCGUCUGCUUUUUCAGGUAUAAAUCGGAACAUUUUCGAUGGAUCCUUACCAUUCCUCGUGGAUUUGACAACAUCUCGAGAUCGUCCAAUAUUCUGAGAAGCUUAGGUACUUCGUUGAUUGUUUUACGACACUCUGAUUACAAUGUUUCCGUCUGCGAUCGCCAUGAAGCCUGCCCUGAAGUUCCCAUCCCGGCGUGGCAGUGACGGAGAGACAUCGGACUCAGAUCAUUGCGAGGACAUCUACGAUGUCAGUCCAAUGCAUGGAUGCACCGAUGCCUUCCCCAGUGCGGCUGCGGCGCCCAAGUGGAGUGUGCCCGACCAGAUGGUCGUGGACAGCCCGGUGUCGCUGGCCCCUGCGGACCCGACUUACCUGAACGAGUGGUUUCUGAUGAUGAAGAGCAACGAAGUGAAGUUCCAUCCCGUCCAGUUCCUCAACAACCAACCUCAGAUCACACCUGAGAUGCGAGGCCUGCUGGUGCGAUGGUUGACGCAGGUGUGUCAGACCGUGCGACCGCGCCUCCUACCGGAAACGCUGUUCCUUGCAGUCAACAUCUUGGACCGUUUCCUGGCCGUGACACCACUCGGACUGGACUGCCUACAGCUUCUUGGGGCCACUGCGCUUUUCAUCGCCGCCAAAAUGGAGGAAGUCCACCCCCUGUGUGCUGAGGAGAUUGUAGAGUUGUGUGAUGAAGGGCAGUACACACGUGGGCAGCUCAGAAUGCUGGAGAGACGAGUCCUGAGUACGCUUGGUUUCCACCUGACCGUCCCCACCUCCAUCCUGUUCCUGGAGCACCUGGCAGCGCACGGGCAGUACGACCAGCUGACCAGCUGUCUGGCCAGACACCUGCUGGUGACGUCGCUGCAGGAUUACGUCAUCUGUCAGCACGCUCCCUCCAGCCUCGCUCUCGCAGCGCUCAACUUGGCCGCGAGUCUCGUUAACAGUAACACUAGGAUGAACACCUGCCCAGGUGUAGACAGGUGCAUUCUGGACCUGCAGCUGGUGCUGAUGACGAUGAUGGACAGCCUCCCCCUCCCGGACCUUCUCAUGGCGUGUUACCAGCAGUACCACCAGUGAACUCUGACCUCCGGCACAUUCAACAUGGCUGCUCUCAUCGUACUUACCACACGUUUUCUGAGGUGAUACUGAACAACUUUGGAUGGAACAAUGUGAACGUUCGCAAAAUCCACUUCUCAAUGGUGUUAUCAUAAUCUCGAUUUGAUCCGAGUUGUAUCUGAAAGAUGCAUUUUAACAUUGUGGUGUACCGUAUAUUGUACUGUCAUUGUGUAAGAUUAUUUCGUAUUCAUGCUGGUAUGACGUCUUUGUUGUUGACAAAAAUGUUGUUCAGAUGAAUUCACAAAGUGCAAUACUUAAUGUAAUGUGAUGUGAUGUAUAAAAUGUUGAGAGUAGUUGGAAAAUUGUGAGAAUAUCGUGAAAUUGUACAUAAAAUCUAUAUGCUAUGCUGCUAUUUUAAAAGAAAUGAAAUUAUGAAUAUGAGACAACCAUUGUGU